Molecule: messenger RNA, 1953 nt
Organism: Synchiropus splendidus (mandarinfish)
Lineage: Eukaryota; Metazoa; Chordata; Actinopteri; Syngnathiformes; Callionymidae
Gene: poglut1
Product: protein O-glucosyltransferase 1
Exons: 11
Coding region: 74-1240 (388 amino acids)
Biological process (GO): positive regulation of Notch signaling pathway; protein O-linked glycosylation
Cellular component (GO): endomembrane system
Molecular function (GO): UDP-glucosyltransferase activity; UDP-xylosyltransferase activity
Source: RefSeq, a predicted model, not a curated record
GCAUCUUCGUGCAGAACUUCCGUAAUCACAGUAGUAACUUACUUCAAGCAGAAGCAGCUUAAAAGCCCCAAACAUGGGGUCGUUUUGGACGUGUGGUAUUUUAAUGCUGGCUCAUGUCUUGGUCAACUCCGCUACCGGAGCUUCAGGAGAAAAGUGGGGCAAACUCAAAGACCAGAUCGCUGAUGCGGUGAAGGGUUACACUCCAUGCGUGUCUGCCGGCUGUAGCUGUCACCUGAGUGUUCUAAAAGCCGAUCUACGUCCCUUUGAACGAGGCAUCACUGAGGAGUUUAUGGCAUCAACUGUUCAGCGGGGGCUCGGCACCCACUACCAAAUCAUCGGACACAAGCUGUACAGAGAACACACCUGCAUGUUUCCCGCCAGGUGUAGUGGUGUUGAACACUUCAUUCUGGAGGUGAUUGAGAGGUUGCCUGACAUGGAGAUGGUGGUGAACGUGAGGGAUUACCCUCAGGUCCCUAGCUGGGUGCAGCCCACUCUGCCGGUCUUCUCUUUCAGUAAGACUGCGGACUACCAGGACAUCAUGUACCCAGCGUGGACGUUUUGGGAAGGCGGGCCUGCUGUGUGGCCUAUAUACCCCACUGGACUGGGGCGAUGGGAUUUGAUGAGGGAUGAUCUGAAAAUGUCUGCAGCCUCCUGGCCCUGGAAGAAGAAAGUAUCAAAGGGGUUUUUUAGAGGCUCCAGAACCAGUCCAGACCGUGAUCCCCUGGUGCUUCUUUCCAGAGAGAACCCAGACUUGGUGGACGCAGAAUACACAAAGAACCAGGCGUGGAAGUCCGAUAAGGACACCUUGGGGAGACCUGCAGCUAAAGAAAUCCCACUCGUGGACCACUGCAAGUACAAAUAUUUGUUCAACUUCAGAGGUGUCGCGGCCAGUUUUCGCUUGAAACAUCUUUUCCUGUGUGGCUCCUUGGUGUUUCAUGUGGGAGAGGAAUGGCUGGAGUUUUUCUACCCGCAGCUCAAACCUUGGGUGCACUACAUCCCAGUCAAGCAGGAUCUGUCAGACCUCAGGGAACUGCUUCAGUUCGUCAAUGAAAAUGAUGCCGUCGCACAAGAAAUUGCCACAAGGGGCCAGCAGUUCAUUCAGGAUCAUCUUCGGAUGGAGGACGUGUCCUGCUACUGGGAAAGACUCCUCACCGAGUACAGCCGGAUUCUCAAGUAUAAGCCACAAAGAAAGAGCAGCUACAAGCAGGUUAUUCACAAACCCAGCAGAACAGAGCUAUGAGAGGUGGUUAUUGAUCUGGGGCCGGGCUGAGUAUGAAGCGACGCCCUCGGGUUACUCUUACAUUCCUCACUGCAGUCCAGGGGGCUUAUUUUGAGGAAAUAAAUCACCAUUCUGUAAGGUGCUAGGCAGCAUUGAAGGUCUCCUUUAAAAACAACCGUUGGCCUUAAUCUCACAAGAACCCUACAUUGUGCCUUAGUUAAUGUGUCACUGUCAUUUAAAAGUGUGGUGGAAAUAGAAAGUCAACUUUCUGCUUCGAGUCUCACAGAUCAUUUUCAAUGACAAUAAAAUGGAGGUUUGUUAAACUAUUGUUGACAAAAGAAUGACCAUUUAAUUCUCAUCUCUCUAGUUCCACCACUGCAUUUGACUCCUUUACUUCAUUCGAUAAAUUUUACUUUCCUGUGUAGCACUGACACCCAGCGGCAAUUGUAUGAACUGCAACCCCACAUUUCCGCCUUGUUUGCCUUACUUGAGGUGACCUCUCUUUCCAGGUAGUGAGCAAUAGAACGUCCGUGGUGUUUUUAUCUGACUUUAAUGUGGCACAGCUGUUUAACAUGAAGAAGUGGAUGAAUAUGUUGUAAUAUUCACAUUUCUGCCACUGAUCCAGGGUCAUUACUGACGUGCAGAUGUCUUUUCAUUCCAAUAAACACAGUUCUUUUGUCAUUUAUUGCACUUGUCCCUGAAUUAAUACAUGUUAAUUUAUUCUCUUGGCAUCA